AUGGCACAAGAAGAGGUGUUCACUCACAACGGGUUCUACACCGACGAGAGGUGCCACAUCCGCGGACCUAUAGUAUGGGUAAAUGUAUUCGUCGCGACCCCAGAAAACCGGAACAAAACAGAUGCGGAGUUCAUGGAUCUUGUGGCAGAGACCAUCCAUGCCAGAAUUUCCAAGAAAACACCCCAUGCCAGUGUAUCAGUUACCCCCGAGCCCAUGCACCACAGAGUCAUGGGUUGUCUCUCGUUACCGGCACGUGGGGAUUACGGGGCAUUUACACGGUUUUGGGAUUUGUAUUUUGAUGCUUUUCUUAGGGAUGUGUUGGUGUUGGCGCUUUUUUAUCAGGCUGAAUGUGCGGCGGGGAGCAUUGAGAUUGAUCGAGAGACACUGUUUCGGUCGUUUCAUUUGAGGUCGGAUGCCUUUUAG
Penicillium egyptiacum is the source of this 423-nucleotide messenger RNA. NCBI's taxonomy places the organism in Eukaryota, Fungi, Ascomycota, Eurotiomycetes, Eurotiales, Aspergillaceae. The record is from the annotation of a GenBank genome assembly.